ACGUGAUUAGUGACGUGGUGACUGACGUGCAGUGACCAAGAUGGCGACUGUGUGUUUACUUCUUCUUCUGAUGUUUUUCCAAACAGCGCUCAUGCGAAGAGGUUGCGAUUGGAAAGAAUCGAUCCAGUAUUAUCAAGAUUGUUUUAUAUUUUUUGACAAAAAAGUUAACUGGGAAGAUGCGGGGAUCUACUGCGAAAGGUGGUACCGUGGUACUCUGGUGAUGGAGGUUGGCCCAAACAUGCUUACCUGGUUCCGGGAAAAAGGUUAUGAGAUCUUCAGGGAAUAUCGCUACUACUGGAUUGGUGCCAAGUACUCCCCAAAAUAUAAGAGGUGGAGGUACUGUAAUAACGUGACAGCCAACCUGACCACGUCUUGGGACAGGGGACAGCCAGACAACUACAAAGGCAAUGAGAUGUGCGCUCACAUCAGGGCACAGAAUAAGUUCCUCAACGACGCCAACUGCGAGGAGAAGUUCAACUUUAUUUGCCAGGAGAGAAAGUAUUUUCUAUUCUACGGCGAUUACUAAACGUUUUGCUGAGGAUUUUUUUCUUGAAAGACCAGCUGAAUAAAGACUUUGCAAACCAACUAAGUUGUGUGGUGUUGUCGUUCUAAUUAAUUACAGGGAAUAAAGAGAAAAAACUGUUUCAGAAAUUUGGGGUUAUAGUUUAGUUCUAAAACUAGAAUAUUAGAUUUAUAUUCACAACAACAUAUUAUGCAAACAAUAAUGGAAAAGAAUUUUGGUUCUAUUUGUUGGUUUUUGGAACUCGAGUAAAAUAAACAG
Molecule: messenger RNA, 781 nt
Organism: Physella acuta
Lineage: Eukaryota; Metazoa; Mollusca; Gastropoda; Physidae
Product: C-type lectin
Source: RefSeq, a predicted model, not a curated record